GGAGCAGUGUACGACUUCUGGUGCGGAUUUUUUCUUUGCUGCGUGUUAACGACAGGCGGGUCAACGCUUUGUUAUCUCUUCUCUGAGCAGUUCGGUCGAGAAUAUGUUAUGUAUUAUUUUGGGCAAAAGCUCACCUAUUUGCAGCAGAAAAUCGACGACAAUUCAAAUCGAUUACUGCCUUUUCUUCUGUUUGCUCGGAUUUUCCCAAUUUCACCGUCAUGGUUGCUGAACAUAGUUGCGCCAUUCCUCAAUAUUCCGUUGAAAAUCUUCGUCAUUUCAGCUUUCAUAGGUUUAGCUCCAUACAACUUCAUAUGUGUACAAGCAGGUUAUAUACUUUCCGAGCUGCGAUCAUGGGAUGACAUAUUCAGUACGUCAACCAUGCUGAAGCUGUUCUCCAUUGCUCUUCUGCCGUUAGCUUAUGCUAUAUAUGUUCGACCCCAAGCGCAGAAACAUCAGCUCAUUGCGACUUGUCCGGAACCAGAACCGCGAAAAAUGGAAAUCGUCUAG
Cooperia oncophora is the source of this 507-nucleotide messenger RNA. Lineage: Eukaryota; Metazoa; Nematoda; Chromadorea; Rhabditida; Trichostrongylidae. The record is from the annotation of a GenBank genome assembly.